AUGAAAUAUAACAGGCUGUGAAAUGCUAAGAAACUGCCCGCUUGCGGCUGCGCGCCGCACAACCAGCGGGUUAGCCCACCUAAUUGCAGGAAUGCAAUCGCUCUCUGAGUGACUGACUACACACAGCAGAAAAAUAGCCCAGGCGCUUGGAAUCUGGCACCGGCCGACGAUGCAGAUAGAGAGGGGGGUUGGGCAGGGCAAGACAAGAUGAGCUGCUGCUGGCAUUAAGAAGCAACUUUUGGCUCUUUUAAAAAAAAAGAAGAAAUUGCAACAGUAGCCCUUUUUACAUUGCACAAGGCGAGAGUGAUGGUGGUUAUUUCAGGACCCAAGGGAAACCAGCAACCAGAUGAUACAAUGUCGGGUUCGGAACCAGAAGACGACGUGAGGAAGCCAGCUCUCAACACACUGAUUAUGCAAAAGUUCCCAGAGGUUGUACCACUGAAUGUAGGAGGCAUGUAUUUUACUACAAGACUCUCCACAUUGAGGCGCUAUGAAGACACUAUGCUAGCUGCUAUGUUUAGUGGCCGUCAUCAUAUUCCCACUGAUUCAGAGGGCCGAUUCUUUAUUGAUAGAGAUGGUACAUACUUUGGAGACAUUCUUAAUUUUUUACGGAGUGAUGACUUGCCCCCUCGUGAGCGAGUGAGAACUGUUUACACAGAGGCACAGUAUUAUUCCAUUGGACCAUUGCUAGAGUGUCUGGAUGAGCUGCAACCCUUGGCUAGUGAAAAAGUCAGGAAGGCAUUUUUGGACUUACUGCCUUAUUACAAAGAAAAUUUGGAGCGGAUAAUUGAAAUUGCAAAACAGAGAGCAAUUCAACGAAAGGCAAGGUUUGCAAAAUUGAAGAUUUGUGUGUAUAAGGAGGAGAUGCCGGUGACUCCAUAUGAACGGCCACUGUACAACACGCUGCGCUUUGACAGAAGUGAGAAUGAGACAAAACUCUUUGAGCAUCAUUGUGAAGUUGAUGUGUCCUUUGGUCCAUGGGAAGCGAUCGCCGAUGUCUAUGACCUUCUUCAUUGCAUCGUGACUGACUUGGCAGACAGAGGCAUUACAGUGGACCACCAGUGCAUUGGCGUGUGCGACAAGCACCUCAUAAACUAUUACUACUGUAAACGCCCCAUCUAUGAGUUCAAGAUUACUUGGUGGUAACGGAAAUGUUGUGAUUAUUCUGAGCUUCCUUAUUUAUCUGAUAAAAUGUUAUAAGAAGAUGAACUUUGAAAGUUAACACUGAAGGCACCACCAAAACUCGGCAAUCCCAAUUUCUCGACGUGUUCUGCAGCCAGGAAUGUGUCUUGUAACGAGGUGGAUGUGAUUAGGUUAUUUGCAAACUGGAGUGUUAAUAUACUGUGGCCAUUUUUUGUGCCAACGGAUCAGAUCUACUAAUGCCUUAACCUGAAUUGUUUGCAUGAUCAAGGUGUCUUUUUGAAAGCCUCGAAAUGCAGACAUACUUCACAAAAAUCUCUCUGAUUAGUAUAUUAUGCAGUUCAAUCGUUUCCUCAUUUUUCCAUGCAAGUACAGUGUGACGGUAUAAUGUGAUGGUAUAAAAAAUGCAAGGGAUAUAUAAAUAUAUAUAUAUAGUGCCUUCCAUAAACUCAGGAUGUCCCGAAGCACAUUAAUGCUAAUGUAAUAUUUUUGAUAUGUGGCCACUGUUGCAAAGUGUGAAAAUGUCUUGUCUGUUUGUGAACAACAGGGUCCCACAAAAGGUAAGAUGAUAAUGACCAAGUGAUCUGUUUUGUGACAUUAAUCAAGGCAUAAAUGUUAGCUAGAAUAUAUGUUGGUUGUCUCCUUCAAUGUCUCCUUUCACAUCCACAUAGGAGAACAGAUUUAGUUUGGUUAGUUUAGCUUAUUAUUGUCAAGUGUACUGAGGUACAGUGAAAAGCUUUUUGUUGCAUGCUACCCAAUCAACAAAAAGACAACACGUUAUUACAAUAGACAAUAGGUGCAGGAGAAGGCCAU
Molecule: messenger RNA, 1953 nt
Organism: Amblyraja radiata (thorny skate)
Lineage: Eukaryota; Metazoa; Chordata; Chondrichthyes; Rajiformes; Rajidae
Gene: kctd7
Product: potassium channel tetramerization domain containing 7
Exons: 4
Coding region: 307-1146 (279 amino acids)
Biological process (GO): membrane hyperpolarization; protein homooligomerization; positive regulation of transporter activity
Cellular component (GO): plasma membrane
Molecular function (GO): protein binding
Source: RefSeq, a predicted model, not a curated record